Cynara cardunculus var. scolymus (artichoke) is the source of this 4227-nucleotide messenger RNA. RefSeq names its product receptor-like protein 7. The record is from RefSeq and is a predicted model, not a curated record. The coding region runs from base 1 to 4227 and encodes 1408 amino acids. The transcript has 4 exons. NCBI's taxonomy places the organism in Eukaryota, Viridiplantae, Streptophyta, Magnoliopsida, Asterales, Asteraceae. Gene Ontology annotation, molecular function: protein binding.
AUGGAUCUACCGGCUAUUGAGGGUCUUGCCUGUCUACCUUCCUCGGCACACACACACUAUCACCGGGAAGAUGAAGAUCACCGGGAAAAGUAUAUGGUUGUAGCAAAUGAUAAAGAUAGGGUGGUGUGCGGUGAUCAUGGCCACCAUGUGAUUGGUCUUGACUUGAGCAAAAGCUUUCUUCGUGGCCCUAUUAACUCUACUACCUUUCUCUUCCGCCUUGUUCAUCUUCAAACGCUCAACCUAGCCAAGAAUGACUUUGCUGAAUCUCAAAUCCCAUCUGAAAUCGGGCUUUUAACGCAGUUAAGAAGCCUAAAUCUCUCCGCUUCUGGAUUCAGUGGCCAAAUUCCUCGAGAGAUCUCACAGUUGAUACAACUGUCUUUGUUAGAUUUGUCAAGGAAUACACUAGAGCUUCAAAGUCCUAGUCUUGAGAAUCUAGUGCAAAACUUAACUCGGCUUGAAGAACUCGAUCUCUCAGGGGUUGACAUUAGCUCUUCGGUACCUGAUUUUUUGGGCAAUUUUUCUUCCUUGAGGUUUAUAAAUCUCAGUGAUUGUUGGCUUCAGAAUGAAUUCCCUACAACCAUACUUCAACUGCCAAAGCUUAAAGUUCUUGACUUGGGAAAGAACAUGGACCUCACUGGUUCCUUGCCUGAAUUUCGUAACAACAGCUUACUCGAGCAUUUGAUUCUAUGGAGCACAAGUUUCUCUGGGGAUAUACCAGAAUCCAUCGGUAGCCUAACCCACUUGAUCACACUGGAUCUUUCGUUGUGCUUCUUCUCAGGACCCCUUCCAAGUGAAGUUGCUAACAUGACACAACUCGUUCAAUUGACUAUUGGGUUUAAUGAGUUCACAGGAACCAUUCCUUCAUUGGUAAGCCUUUCGAAACUUGUUGUUUUAGAAUUUUCUAAUAACAAGUUUGAAAAUUGGAGCCAACCCAACUGGAUUGAGAAAUUGACUGAGCUCGAAGAGUUGUAUGGAUCUCGGGGGAACAUAUUCGGUGAAAUCCCCUCCUUUAUUUCAAACCUAACAAAGCUUAGAAUUUUCGAUAUGUCACGUAAUUCUCUUUCUGGUCAUAUCCCAUCAUCGUUUAUGAACUUGACCCAACUAAGGUUCGUAGACCUUGCAAAUAAUCAAUUACAAGGACCAAUUCCAAGCUUAUUUUCCAAUUUCAAAAGUCUCCAAAUUCUCCGCUUGAAUGAUAACAUUUUUAGCGGCAAAGUAUACUUAGACAAGUUCCUAGGACUUCACCAACUCAAAAGUCUAUUUGUAGGUUUUAAUAAGAUAUCAAUUGUGGAUACAAACAACGUAAAUGCCACCCUACUAGAAUUAGAAGAUCUAGGAUUGGCAUCAUGCAACUUAAAGGAAUUUCCCACCUUUUUGAUUUCCCAACGUAAGCUGACAACCUUGUUUCUCGACCACAACAAAAUCGAUGGUCUCGUGCCCGUAUGGAUUUGGAAAAGUAGUCAGGAAACACUAAAGACUAUUGACCUAUCGUACAACUUAAUAACUGGCUUUCAUCGACAUCCUCGUGUUCUUUUAUGGGUUCGUUUGGAAACAUUAAUCCUUUCACAUAACAAGUUACGUGGAUGGGUGCCGGUUCCACCACAGUCGGUUAUCGUUUAUGAUGUAUCGGAUAAUGAUCUGACGGGAGAAGUACCAUCAUUGAUAUGUGAAGUAAGGUCUCUUAGACUGCUAGAUAUGUCUUCUAACAGCAUGACAGGAAGGCUUCCUCCAUGUUUAGGCAACUUAAGCAAUUCCUUGUCGGUUUUGGAUCUCAAACGGAAUAAAUUUCAUGGCUCAAUUAUCAACACCUUUUCGCAUAGAUGUCGGUUAAAGAGGCUUGAUUUGAGUGAAAACCAAUUUCAGGGCCGUGUGCCAAGAUCACUGGCAAACUGUACCCAUUUAGUAGUUCUCUCUCUUGGAGAUAACUCUUUUGAUGAUGUCUUUCGAUCUUGGAUGGGAAGUCUUGUCAAGUUGCAAGUGCUUAUUCUCCGUUCCAACAAGUUCCAUGGGGCGAUGGAGGGCCCGAUAGAUGAUAGUUCACAGUUCCCGAAGAUGCGAAUCAUUGACCUCUCAAACAAUGGUUUUAGUGGUCGAUUGCCCCAUAAGUACUUCCAAAUUUGGAAUGCCAUAAAAUCUGUCUAUGCUGGAAAAUCAUCUGUGAUGCAAAUAGAGAUAGCUGUCACAUUGUUUGUACACCAAAACGAGUGGCCAUACUCGAUGACAUUGGUAAACAAAUGUGUCAAGACCGAGUACCAAUGUAUUCUAGACAUUUUCACAGCGAUCGAUCUAUCUUGCAACAAUUUUAAAGGAAAGAUCCCAGAGUCACUCCACGAUCUUCAAGGGCUUGAAUCACUUAAUCUUUCCAAUAACCAUCUUACGGGACGUGUCUUACCAUCCUUGGAAAACCUAAAGAAUCUUGAAUCGUUGGAUCUUUCGCAAAACGAGCUAUCGGGAGAACUUCCUCAAGAACUGUUGCAACUUGGCUUCCUUGCCAUUUUGAAUGUAUCAUUCAACCAUCUUAAUGGUCGCAUACCUAAAGGAAAACAAUUCAAUACAUUUGAAGACAACUCCUAUGUCGGGAAUCCUGAAUUGUGUGGAAAACCUCUGUCUAAGGUUUGUCGGAAUUCAGUGGCAACAACAUCUCCAUCAACGAGUGCUCACAAUAAGUCUGAGUCCCUCAGCUUCCUACGAGGAAGAGUAGAUUGGAUGGUCACAUUUUUGGGACUUGGAAGUGGAAUGGUGGUUGGAAUUGUUAUUGGGAACAUUUUAUAUACAAGCUUUCUUCGUGGCCCUAUCAACUCUACUACCCUCCUCUUCCGCCUUGUUCAUCUUCAAACGCUCAACCUAGCAGAGAAUGACUUUCUUGAAUCUCAAAUCCCAUCUGAAAUCGGGCGCUUAAAGCAGUUAAGAAGCCUCAAUCUCUCUGCUUCUGGAUUCAGUGGCCAAAUUCCUCGAGAGAUCUCACAGUUGAUACAGCUGUCUUUGUUAGAUUUGUCAAGCAAUACGCUAGAGCUUCAAAGUCCUAGUCUUGAGAAUCUAGUGCAAAACUUAACUCGGCUUGAAGAUCUUGAUCUCUCGGGGGUUGACAUUCGCUCUUCGGUACCUGGUUUUUUGGGCAAUUUUUCUUCCUUGAGGUUUAUAAAUCUCAGUCAUUGUUGGCUUCAGAAUGAAUUCCCUACAACCAUUCUUCAACUGCCAAAGCUUAAAUUUCUUAACUUGGGAAAGAAUAUGGACCUCACUGGUUCCUUGCCUGAAUUUCAUAACAACAGCUUACUCGAGCAUUUGAUUCUAUGGAACACAAGUUUCUCUGGGGAUAUACCAGAAUCCAUCGGUAGCCUAACUCACUUGAUCACACUGGAUCUUUCGAACUGCUUGUUCUCAGGACCCCUUCCAAGUGAAGUUGCUAACAUGACACAACUCGUUCAAUUGACUAUUGGGUUUAAUGAGUUCACAGGAACCAUUCCUUCAUUGGCAAGCAUUUCAAAACUCCAUCUUUUGGAAUUUUCUAAUAACAAGUUUGAAAAUUGGAUCCUACCCAAUUGGAUUGGGAAAUUGACUGAGCUCAAACAGUUAUAUGGAUCUCGAGGGAACAUAUUCGGUGAAAUCCCGUCCUUUCUUUCAAACCUAACAAAGCUUAGAAUAUUCGAUAUGCCAAGUAAUUCUCUUUCUGGUCAUAUCCCGUCAUCGUUUAUGAACAUGACCCAACUAACCUUUCUUCGUGGCCCUAUCAACUCUACUACCCUCCUCUUCCGCCUUGUUCAUCUUCAAACGCUCAACCUAGCCAAGAAUGACUUUGUUGAAUCUCAAAUCCCAUCUGAAAUCGGGCGCUUAAAGCAGUUAAGAAGCUUAAAUCUCUCUGCUUCUGGAUUCAGUGGCCAAAUUCCUCGAGAGAUCUCACAGUUGAUACAACUAUCUUUGUUAGAUUUGUCAAGGAAUAAGCUAGAGCUUCAAAGUCCUAGUCUUGGGAAUCUAAUGCAAAACUUAACUCCGCUUGAAGAACUCGAUCUCUCGGGGGUUGACAUUAGCUCUUCGGUACCUGAUUUUUUGGGCAAUUUUUCUUCCUUUAGGUUUAUAAAUCUCAGUGAUUGUUGGUUUCAGAAUGAAUUCCCUACAACCAUACUUCAACUGCCAAAGCUUAAAGUUCUUGACUUGGGAAAGAACAUGGACCUCACUGGUUCCUUGCCUGAAUUUCGUAACAACAGCUUACUUGAGCAUUUGAUUCUAUGA